This is a messenger RNA of Ilyonectria robusta, 492 nucleotides long. RefSeq lists its product as uncharacterized. Bases 1 to 492 code for a protein of 163 amino acids. NCBI's taxonomy places the organism in Eukaryota, Fungi, Ascomycota, Sordariomycetes, Hypocreales, Nectriaceae. The record is from RefSeq and is a predicted model, not a curated record. The transcript has 2 exons.
AUGCUUAAACAACCACUUCGUCCGGCCGGGACGACUAAAGGCCCCGAAACACAGCGGCAUCACCAUAUCGGGGAACCGGCAGGAACGAUCCCCAUCGUAGUCCGGAUCGGCUGCGCGGCAAAUCUCCUGGGGCUGUUUCCCCUCUACUUGACAAUACAAACAGCAGCCCAGCAUCAUCUGGAGGUCGCUCUCAUACCGACUCAGCUCCUCAUCGCAGACCCGAGCCUGAUUCAGAACCUCCCUCGGUCCAGUAAAGACCAUUUCGCUAGCGCUAGGGCGUACUUCAGCAUUGUUAUCCUCUUCCGGCUCUGGGCUCGAGCUACGGAUACGCUUGGGGAGAUGGAACUGCAUACCGGGUGGCCGGCGUUCACAGUAGUAUUCGGGACAGACACCACAGAGCUUAUCGUCUUCCAUACACCACUGCCAGUCAGCCUUCUUAUUAAGAAACUGGCUAAGGAUCCCGCGCAAACAGUGCUACUGUAUGAGAUAUAA